UUCAUGCAUCUGGCUUAUGUCACUUAAUACCAUGCAUUCAGGGUUCAGCCCUGCUGCCAGAGACAGCAGGGUUUGCUUCUUGUUUAAGGAUGAACAUCGCUGCUGUGUUCAUGUUCCACCCCAUUAUCUGUGUGUCAGCUGAUGGAUGCUUAGGGUGAUUCCAUGUCGUGUUUGUUUCUGUGAACGAUCUCAUUGAUGCCUCAUGCAUGCCACCUGAGUCCCGCAUGGCUGGUGCUCUCUGCCUCUGAGACCCCUGGCCAGCAUCCGGGCACAGGGGCCUGCAGGGCAGAUCCCAGCCCCACUGCCUCCAGAGUCUCCACACUGAGCACCUUGCAGCCUGCCCUCCUGGCACAGCUGCCUCCAGGAGGAGCCGCUAUGGGAACGUUUUUGUUCUCAGUAAUUUAAGGUGCUUGCUGAGAGCCUGAUGAGAAGGAAUUUGUAGCAUAGGAAGCCUCCGGUGAAAUUUCUCCUUGGCAUUAUUGGGACCAAAUCCCCAUAGUGUCACAUUCAAGUCAACGCAACAAAUGUGAACUGAAAUGUCGCAGUGUACCCGAUCCUGUGGCCCCCGAGUGCCCUGUCGCUGAUGGUCGGGUGUUCUGGGUGCGGACCAAGGAGGAGCCGGUGGCAAAGGCUCCUCAGGCAGGCCCUGGGCUCCAUGGGCGGCUUGUGCUCCGCGAUUUUGAGGCCAUUUGCAGCAGCUCCGCCAGCCCACCGCUCUGAGCUGCAGCCGCUGCCAGCCACAACAGCACCACCACGAGUGUCUUGGGGGCUUUCUUCAGAGGAGGCUGUCAGCGUCCUCAAGUUCCAGGCGCUCUAGCCUGCUACAACAGGCUUUUUCCCACCUGCGGCCUCUCCUCAAUGGCCUAAAAGCUUGGCCAACUCCCACAAAGUUUGGCAGUAACACAGGCUGUCACUGACAUUUGUGGCGCCAGGACUUGCCCACGCGGGUUGCAAACGUCAGCCACUGUCUGUGCCACGUGCAGUGACGCCGCCCGAGGUGCGCACAGUGCGCACACCGCACGCGCACGCCCGCGUAACGGCUUGGCUUGGCACGCCUCGCUUGGCUUGGCUUGGCGUUAGUCGCUUGGCUUGGUGGUCCUCGUUUGGAUUGGCUUUACCCUGGCAUUCCUUUGCUGGGCUUGACCUUUUCUUGCUGGGCUUGGCAUUCCCCUGGCUGGGCUGGGUGUUUCACCGGUGGGGCGUGCACUUUCCCUGGGUGGUGGAGGGGGCGUGGGCUCUCCCCGGGUGGUGGGGGGACGUGGGAUCUCCCCAGUUGGUGGUGGGGGAGGGGUCGUGGGCUCUCCCAGGGUGGGGUUUUGGCUGGGAUUGACCUUUCUCCCCUAGCAGAUUGGAAACUCGUAGUUUCCCGCUUUUUGGUGAAACUUGUUGACAGGCACCAUCUGCUCGCUACUACCAGGCUGUUGAAAGCAGAUGGUGGCUGAGGUUUCUCCAAAGCUGGCUGCCUCCCCUAUGAAGAAGCCCUUUGGCUUCAGGGGCAAGAUGGGCAAGUGGUGCUGCUGCUGCUUCCCCUGCUGCGGUAGAAGCGGCAAGAACAACAUGGGUGCUUGGAGAGACCACGACGACAGCGCCUUCACGGAGCCAAGGUAUCACGUCCGUCGAGAAGAUCUGGGCAAGGUCCACAGAGCUGCCUGGUGGGGUGAAGUCCCCAGAGCGGAUCUCAUCGUCAUGCUCAGGGGCCCUGGCAUUAACAAAAGGGACAAGAAGAAGAGGACUGCUCUACACUUGGCAUGUGCCAAUGGCAAUUCAGAAGUAGUAAGACUCCUGCUGGACAGACAAUGUCAACUUCAUGUCUUUGACAGCAAAAAGAGGACAGCUCUGAUAAAGGCCGUACAAUGCCAGGAGGAUGAAUGUGCGUUAAUGUUGCUACAACAUGGCACUGAUCCAAAUCUUCCAGAUGUGUAUGGGAAUACUGCUCUACACUAUGCAGUCUACAAUGAAGAUAAAUUAAUGGCCAAAACACUGCUUUUAUACGGUGCUGACAUUGAAUCAAAAAACAAGGGUGGCCUCACACCACUUUUGCUUGCUGUACAUGGACAAAAACAGCGAAUGGUGAAAUUUUUAAUCAAGAAAAAAGCUAAUUUAAAUGCACUUGAUAGGUUUGGAAGAACUGCCCUCAUACUUGCUGUACAUUGUGGAUCAGCAAGUAUAGUUAGUCUUCUACUUCAGCAAAAUAUUGAUGUAUUUUCCCAAGAUGUAUUUGGACAAACUGCUGAAGAUUAUGCGGUUUCUAGUCAUCAUAAUAUAAUUUGCCAAUUACUUUCUGACUACAAAGGAAACCAGAUGCCAAAAAACUCUUCUGGAAAUAGCAAUCCAGAACAAGACUUAAAGCUGACAUCAGAAGAAGAGCCACAAAGGCUUAAAGGAAAUGAAAAUAGCCAGCAUGAGGAAGUGACUCCAGAACCAGACAUAAAUAAGGAUUGCGAUAGAGAGGUUGAAGAAGAAAUGCAGAAGCAUGGAAGUAAUAACGUGGGAUUAUCAGAAAACCUGACUGAUGGUGCUGCUGCUGGCAAUGGUGAUGGUGGAUUAGUUCCACAAAGAAAGAGCAGAAAACAUGAAAAUCAGCAAUUUCCUAACACAGAGAUUGAAGAGUAUCACAGGCCUGAAAAGAAAUCUAAUGAAAAGAACAAGGUCAAAAGCCAAAUACAUUCAGUGGAUAACCUUGAUGACAUAACAUGGCCAUCAGAAAUAGCGUCAGAGGAUUAUGAUUUGCUUUUCUCUAAUUAUGAGACUUUUACGUUGCUCAUUGAACAACUCAAAAUGGAUUUUAACGAUUCUGCUAGCCUAUCAAAAAUCCAGGAUGCAGUUAUUUCAGAUGAACACUUACUAGAACUCAAAAAUAGCCACUAUGAGCAACUUACAGUAGAAAUUGAACAAGUGGAAAAUAUGGUUCAUGUACUACAAAAAGAGCUGUCUGAGGCAAAAGAAACACAAUUACAGUUAGCUCAUCAGAAAGGUGAAUGUGAGCAAGAACGCUGCAGUUUGAGUGAGGAACAAAAUGAUACCCAGAAGCAACUUUCCAAGGAACAGAAUGCUAGAAUAUUACAAGAUGAGAUUCUGACUACUAAACAGAAGCAGAUAGAAGUGGCCGAAAAAAAAAUGAAUUUUGAGAUUUCUCUUAGCCAUAAGGAAGAAAAAGAACUCUUGCAUGAAAAUAGCAUGAUGCAGGAAGAAAUUGCCAUGCUAAGAAUAGAACUAGACACAAUAAAACAUCAGAACCAGCUAAGGGAAAAGAAAUACCUGGAGGACAUUAAAAGUGUGAAAGAAAAGAAUGAUAAUCUUCUAAAGGCUAUACAGUUGAAUGAGGAAGCAUUAGCAACAGCAGUAGUUCAGUACAGUGGACAGCUUAGCAUUUUGACAACUGAGAAUAAAAUGCUCAGUUCUGAACUGCAGAAUGUAAGACACAACAAUGAAACACUGGAAAUGGAAAUUCAAUCAUGUCAUUUUAGACUGGCUACUGCUCUACAUGAUUGUGACUGAAGUCAGAUAGCAGAAAGAGACUUCUUUCCAGAGAACAAGACAUGAACAGGUUUAUUUACAGGAGACAAUGAAUUCUCAUAUAUCUAACCUAAAAGAUAACAGUGAGAUUCUUUCUGAGCAACUCUAAUGCUAACAGUAAAAUUAACAGCCAGAAAAUUAAGGUCCAUCACACAAGAUAAACUCUGAGAGGAAAGACGGGGCAGGCCACCAUCUUUCCUUUUUGGGCAACUUAGUCAUUCCAGCCUGCAGGCUUUGGAGAGUACAAACUGACCAGGGGAAGAAGAGAUCCUGCAGCACAGCACAGCUGCUUUAUCAAAUCAUGGCCAGACUGCUUCUGUAAGCAGGCCCCUGAUCCUGUUUCUCCUCACUGGAAAGGACCUCCCAGCUGAGGCCUCCAGCUACCCC
This is a messenger RNA of Gorilla gorilla gorilla (western lowland gorilla), 3903 nucleotides long. RefSeq names its product POTE ankyrin domain family member A (gene POTEA). The transcript is spliced from 14 exons. Lineage: Eukaryota; Metazoa; Chordata; Mammalia; Primates; Hominidae. The coding region runs from base 1432 to 3498 and encodes 688 amino acids. The record is from RefSeq and is a predicted model, not a curated record. Gene Ontology annotation, molecular function: protein binding.